AGUAGUCUGCUAUAGAUCUGAAAUGUGAACAGCUAAGUUAUAAAUCUGAUGUGGACAGACGACUACAUUAUUUCUAUUACAAGAAGCAACACACUUCAUUUCUAAAUUGAUAUCAUACGUCGAACAAAAUAUCCCACCAUGAGUAAUUUUUCUAAAGUAAUCGAUGUGAACGAAUUCAAUCUACGUAUUAAUAUUAAUAAUUAUAAUAGCUUCUUUCACGAAAACAUUUGCCACAUCUGCAAGAAAGUAAACAAUGGAUUUUUUAUAUCAUGUAAUCUGUGCGAUAUGAUCUCUUAUUGCACUCUUGAACACAGAUUGUUGCAUCGUCCAUACCAUAUGCAGAUUUGUGAAAAUAUAAACCGAUUUUUACGAGAGAAUGAAAUACGUCGAGACUGUGCUUUAAGUUUAUCUAAUUGGAUUGAUUUAAGACAACAAUUUCUAAGCACAAUUAAAAAAUGGAUUCCACGUAAGCUAAAGACGUAUGAAGAACAGAUGAUUCUUUUUGCAAAAUCAUGCUCUAUUUGUCAUACACAGAUUAAUUUGGAACACUGUAGAACGUGUUAUUCGGAAUAUUUUUGCAUUGACCAUGUACAGUUAUUUCAAGAUUUGCAUGAGCGAAAAUGCCAACAGUUUGUAUUAUAUAUCAACACUAAUAUCGUGACUAGUGCAAGCAAAUUCACUGUGUUAAAAUUCACAAAUCUUUUAAAUCAAAGAAUACCUUUUAAUGACAUGAAUACAUUUAUUACAAUAUAUGUGCGUCCUUCCGCACGAUACAGCGAUUUAGUUGGAAUAUGUUUUAAAUAUUUCUACAGUGAUUAUGUAUCAGGACCGCUAACAUUAUAUUAUGGAAUGGAAAAUGCUGGUUUACUAGAACCACUCAUUUUUUCCGCACGUACAAUAGAUGAAUUUAAAUGCGUUAUUCACGUGGUAGCACUAAAUUCCUUAGAAAAGGAGCAUGUAAAUGCUUGGGAAAUAUUUCUACAUCUCACGCGUUACAUAAAGGAUCUAACAAUUAUACUAGUAGGACCAAAUUUUGAACAGGAUCAUUAUGACAAAGAACUUUGUUCUCAAUGCAAGUUCAGAUGUAUAAUGCUCCAUAUUGAAAUUUAUAGUACAUUUUACCAUAUGUAUGUGGCCGGUCCGUCCUUUAAAAAACCAAAUAUAAUUGUAGAAUUUCAAGCAGAUUUUAGUAAUGAGUGGACAUGUUCGCGAAGCAUAUUUUUAUCACGGAUUAGACACUGUCCGUUAAUUUUAACUACCACAUCGAAAAAAAAAGCAGAACAGAACGUGUCUAUUUUAAAACAAAUUUUAGGUUCGCAUUUAGAACCUCUCCAUAAUGCUAAAAAUCCUUUUAAAUCUUGGAGACCGUGGAGGGAUUUGGAGACUGGUUCAGUAUAUUUUCGUAAUCGUUAUGUAACUGUCUAUCGUAACACACAUGUUUUAUGGAGACCUUUCUAAACGAUUUGGAAUAUUUGUAUAUGAUUUUAGCAUUACGUUGAUAACAUUACUGUAUAUGAUAUAAAAUAUGUGUUAUUUGUACAAACGAAUUAUAAAUAUUUUUAAUAAAAGGCACUUUUUAUUGUA
Molecule: messenger RNA, 1584 nt
Organism: Odontomachus brunneus
Lineage: Eukaryota; Metazoa; Arthropoda; Insecta; Hymenoptera; Formicidae
Exons: 2
Coding region: 139-1458 (439 amino acids)
Cellular component (GO): extrinsic component of mitochondrial inner membrane
Source: RefSeq, a predicted model, not a curated record